Myotis myotis is the source of this 3718-nucleotide messenger RNA. It is a transcript of the gene AADAC, whose product is annotated as arylacetamide deacetylase. Bases 99 to 1298 code for a protein of 399 amino acids. The record is from RefSeq and is a predicted model, not a curated record. The transcript has 5 exons. Gene Ontology annotation, cellular component: endoplasmic reticulum membrane. Gene Ontology annotation, biological process: positive regulation of triglyceride catabolic process. Lineage: Eukaryota; Metazoa; Chordata; Mammalia; Chiroptera; Vespertilionidae. Gene Ontology annotation, molecular function: serine hydrolase activity; triacylglycerol lipase activity.
CACUUUAUGAUAGGUCCAAACCUGGCUAUGAAAGUUCUGCCUCUGAAUAUUUCAAAGUGUAUUUGCUGCACUGGCAAGGAGAGCAGACAGGAAACAGCAUGGGAAGAAAGACUAUUUUGCUCCUGUUGGUGGGCAUUUUCACGGCAUAUUAUGGUUAUACACCUCUCCCCGAUAAUAUUGAGGAGCCAUGGAAACUGAUUGGGUGGACCUUCAUAUUUAACACCAUAACAAAUGUGGCCCUGGUUGGUGAAGUCCUUGGAAUCAACCAUUACAUGAACACUGUAAGGUUUUUUAUGAGCUUUCAAGAUGUCCCACCCACAUCUGAUGAAACUGUCACUGUGACGGACACAACUUUCAGCAAUGUUCCUGUCCGUGUAUAUGUACCAAAGCGAAAGUCAGAGGCCCUAAGAAGGGGCUUAUUUUACAUUCAUGGUGGCGGUUUCUGUUUGGGGAGUGCUGCUCAGUAUUCUUAUGAUGUGCUGUCAAGACGAACAGCUAAGAGACUUGAUGCUGUUGUCAUUUCAACCAACUAUAGACUAGCACCUAAAUACCACUUUCCAAAUCAAUUUGAAGAUGUGUAUAAUGCAUUAAAGUGGUUCUUACGCAAAGAUAUUCUUAAAGGCUAUGGUGUAGAUCCCAAAAGAAUUGGUAUUUCUGGAGACAGUGCUGGAGGGAAUUUAGCUGCAGCAGUGACUCAACAGCUCAUAGAUGAUCCAGAUGUCAAGAUCAAACUCAAGAUCCAGUCUUUAAUUUAUCCUGCCCUUCAGACUCUUGAUAUGGAUUUACCAUCUUUACGGGAAAACUCACAGAUUCCACCUCUGUCCAAAUCACUCAUGGUCAGGUUUUGGAGUGAAUACUUUACCACAGAUAGAUCACUUGAAAAAGCCAUGUCCAUCAAUCAACAUGUACCAGUGGAAUCAAGCUACCUCUUCAAGUUUGUUAAUUGGAGUUCUUUGCUCCCAGAGAAUUUUAAGAAAGGGCACUUUUAUAGCAGUCCAACUCAUGGUCCUUCUGAGCUAGCUAGAAAAUAUUCAGGGUUUCUAGACGUAAGGGCAGCCCCCUUAUUGGCUGAUGACAACAAGUUGCGUAACUUACCCUUGACCUAUGUAAUCACCUGUCAAUAUGAUGUUUUAAGAGAUGAUGGAAUCAUGUACGUCACCCGACUUCGGAAUGCUGGAGUGAGGGUGACCCAUAACCACGUUGAGGGUGGAUUCCAUGGACUAAUUACUUUUCCUGGAUUUAAAAUUGGACAUAGAGUAGAAAGUCAGUAUCUGAGUUGGCUAAGUGAAAAUCUAUAGUAAAAAUCUUAGCAGUGGUUUAUAAAAAUAUAUAAGCCUCAAAUAUAAAACAAAUUAGUGAGAUUCAAAAGGUUAUGUUUAAAUUUCUCUUUAUCACUUGUGACCUUUCUAAGGUCCUCUGAACCACUGUGAUCUUGUUGUUGUUUGGGGUUUUUUUGUUUAUUUGUUUGUUUGUUUUGUUUGCUUUUUUACUGAGUGGAUUCUUCUCUAUUCUUUAUUCUAAGUGUUGUUUACUCAUAUCUGUAUCUUAGAAAAUGUCUACAUUCUUAAAUAUUUUUUCUUGCUACGAAAGUGCCUAAGAGACCACUGAUAUUAAUUUUGGUAUCCUAGAAAAGAAAUAGGCUUGCUCACAUUAAGAAGUGGAUUUUAUAGUAAUAGGUGGCAUUAUAUUGAAGCAAAUACUUUGAAAAACAGUUGGCACAGAAGUCAUAUUAGUGACCUACAAGGUUGUUUCAAGGCACUAAAUUCAUUUCAGUAAAAGCUCUGGUAUUUUACAAGCCAGAUGUGUUUGUUUAAACCUUUUUUCUCAACAAUAAUACUAUUAGAGUUAGACAAUCAAAAAACUAAGGCUAUAAAUUACAGCUAUAAGAAAUGAAUAAUGUAGUCUGUUUGUUUUAAAGAAAAUGCCACGUUUAUUACAAAAUAUGUAUGGAAAUAAAAUGGAUAUCAAAAAACAUGAUUUUUGUUUUGAGGAACCAAAUUUGGUGGAUUUACAGAUUUCAAAACAAUAUAACGCUACCGUAGUCAUGAUGGUAUGGUAUUUCAAUACAGAUAAGCAACUAGAUAAUACAACAGAAUCCAGAAACCAUUUCAUACAUUUAGAGUCAAUUGUUGAGAUAAAGUUACCAAUGUAAUUCAAUUCCAAAAGUGUUAUAUAUAUAUUUUAAAUGGUUAUUGAACAUUUGAAUAUUCAUAUAAAAUACCCUUAACCCUGACCUCGACUUACUUCACAUUAUAGACAAAAAAUUAACUCAAAAUGACUCAUUGAUCUAAAUAUAAAAACCUAAAUUUUAAAACUUCUGUAAGUUUUAUUUUUUUAGAUAGGACUACGUUUUACUUGAACUGUUGCAUCAUAUAAGCUAUCAUUGUAUUGUAGUGUCAGCUGUGUGGACUAUUUCCAGUAUUAUACAAAAAACAGUCUAGGCACUGUCAACAGGCUUAGUACAAACGAUUUUUUGAACACCGAUGUAGCAUUGUAAUGUUUGUAUUUGAAUAUUUCAUGAGCACAGCAGGAGCUUUGUGAUAUUUUUAUAAAUCUUAAUUGAAAAUUACAUUGAAAUAGUUAAUAAUUUUAUUUACAAUUCAGUCCUUUUGCUAGUAUGAAAAAAUAAGUUGGACACAUUUUAAUGCCUAAAAUGAAUGUAUAAGACUAAUGCAGGCCUAACUGGUUUGGCUCAGUGGAUAGAGCGUUGGCCUGCAGACUGAAGCGUCCCAGGUUCGAUUCCGGUUAAGGGUAUGUACCUUGGUUGCAGGCACAUCCCCAGUAGGGGGUAUGCAGGAGGCAGCUGAUCAAUGUUUCUAACUCCCUAUCCCUCUCCCUUCCUCUCUGUAAAAAUUCAAUAGAAUAUAUUUUUAAAAAUAGACUAAUGCAGUCAAACAGAGAUGCAUAAGCUAGUGCAGCUCCUGAAAGAGCUACAAAAAGACAAGACUGGAAGAAAGUAUAUUGAAAACUUUAUAACAAGUGGCAGCUGAAAUUUUCUGUAGCAGAGAAAAACAGGAGGCUACUUGUCUGUUGUAUAAAACAAAUUGUGAAAAUAAUAAAGUGGAUAAUAUGAAUAGACAUAGAGGCUAAUGCAUAAUUUUAAUAAGUUCCUUUUCAAAAGUUAAAAAAGUAACACAAUUAUUUACCUGAAAACAGAAUUAAAUGUUCAAGAAAAAUUUUGUAAAUUAUUUUUAAUGUGAUCUGAAUUUAUAACUUUGGCCAACUAUAGUUUGGAUUCUUACACUAAAAAGAAAAUCAUUUUUAGAUGGAGAGGUGGUAAUAGAUAUUAAUAAAACUACAUAUACAUAUACAUGUAGUUUUACAUAUGGCAUAUAUAUUAUUAUAAUUAUGGUGUUUAUUAGGAAAUUAUGAAAUAAAGGCUAAAAUAAUUGUUUAGAAAAGUGAAAUAUUUUAAAUUAAGACACCAAACAAUUAUAUGUAUAAUGCAAAAUAUUUGUAAUAAUACCAAAGAUCAGUUAAUUAAAAAUUUGGAAAAGUACAAGCCCUUUUAGUUUUAGAUGAGUUGUGUGAUAUGAGACACUGCUCAAUUAAUACUCUGGGUAUGUUUGUCUCAAAAAUACUCCAAAUUCACACACACACACACACACACACACACACACACACACAAAUAUGUCUACUUGUGACCAAAACUAUUGAACUCACAACAUGGAUAUGUUUGAAUAUUUUGUAUCCAUCAAAAAUUAGUUUUAACUAGUCA